Peromyscus californicus insignis is the source of this 1538-nucleotide messenger RNA. It is a transcript of the gene Cacybp, whose product is annotated as calcyclin binding protein. The coding region runs from base 211 to 900 and encodes 229 amino acids. Gene Ontology annotation, biological process: heart development. Lineage: Eukaryota; Metazoa; Chordata; Mammalia; Rodentia; Cricetidae. Gene Ontology annotation, cellular component: nucleus. Gene Ontology annotation, molecular function: tubulin binding; S100 protein binding; ubiquitin protein ligase binding. The transcript is spliced from 6 exons. The record is from RefSeq and is a predicted model, not a curated record.
GAGGGGCGGAGCUGGGCGGGGCCUCAAGGGCCGGCGGCGGAGCCUCGCGAAGGUUCUAGAGUCGUCGCGUGCGGAGGGCGGGCCGCGGAGUCGCGCCGGGUCGGUGUAGUUCGCUGCUGGCGCUGCGUCGCUCUCGGGUGGCGUGUUCUGCGUUUCCUGUCGGCUCCCGUGCACCGGUGCAGCUCCGGCCUCGGGCCCGUCCGCCGCACCAUGGCUUCCACUUUGGAGGAGUUGCAGAAAGACCUAGAAGAGGUCAAAGUGUUGCUGGAAAAGACCACUAGGAAAAGAGUGCGUGAUACUCUUACAAGUGAAAAAUCCAAGAUUGAGACGGAAAUAAAGAACAAGAUGCAGCAGAAAUCGCAGAAGAAACCAGAACUUGACAAUGAAAAGCCAGCUGCUGUGGUUGCUCCUCUUACAACAGGAUACACUGUGAAAAUCAGUAAUUAUGGAUGGGAUCAGUCAGAUAAGUUUGUGAAAAUCUACAUUACCUUAACUGGAGUUCAUCAGGUUCCCACUGAGAAUGUGCAGGUACACUUCACAGAGAGGUCAUUUGAUCUUUUGGUAAAAAAUCUCAAUGGCAAGAAUUACUCCAUGAUUGUGAACAAUCUUUUGAAACCCAUCUCUGUGGAAAGCAGUUCAAAAAAAGUCAAGACUGAUACAGUAAUCAUCUUAUGUAGAAAGAAAGCAGAAAACACACGAUGGGACUACUUAACUCAGGUGGAAAAAGAAUGCAAAGAGAAAGAAAAGCCUUCCUACGACGCUGAAACAGAUCCCAGUGAGGGGUUAAUGAACGUUCUAAAGAAAAUCUAUGAAGAUGGAGACGAUGACAUGAAGCGAACCAUUAAUAAAGCGUGGGUGGAAUCUAGAGAGAAGCAAGCCAGAGAAGACACGGAAUUUUGAGACUUUUAAGUCCCUUGGGAACUGUGAUAUGGAACACUCAUGUUCCCAGUAAGGGAAUGUUGUUGAACUGCACAUAAAAUUUGACAGAUAACUAUUUACACAGCCUUAUAAGUAAAGACAGCAAAUUCUCUAUUUCUUACUGGAGGAUUUGAUUUAAGUAAAUAUGCUUAUUAAACAUUUCCUUCAUUAGCAUCAUAGUCAUUUUGUUAAGAAAAGGUUUUACAUUUACUGAAAUGUAAAAAAGAAAUCUUACAUGAUGAAAAUGUUACUUUUGUUCUGGCUGAAAGGUAAAAAACAAAAUAUUUGCCUAUAACUGACAUCAUCUCCCAUAAUGUAAAAUUAAAACCAAAAUUUUUGCAUAAGAUUCAAAUUUGUACACAAACUUGCAAGUUACGAUAUACCUGUUACCCAUUAUUACCACCUUAAACAAUGAGUGUGCCAUGCGCUACCAUGUAUACUAAUUGAUUUAAGUAUACUUAUGAAUAUAAAAUUUAAACAAAAUACAAAUGACAAAAACAGACAAACAUCUUACGUUGUAAGUACUGCCGUGGAGCAGCUGGCUUAUAAAAAUAUAACCAUGAUGCAACAGUUUAUCUAUUCCUUUGUUCAAUAAAGUUCAAGUUUUACGUAAAAGAUCA